Messenger RNA from Leptosomus discolor (cuckoo roller), 1338 nucleotides. Lineage: Eukaryota; Metazoa; Chordata; Aves; Leptosomiformes; Leptosomidae. The record is from RefSeq and is a predicted model, not a curated record.
CAAAAAAAAAUUUUUGUCUUUCUCAGGCUCAGUCUCAGGGAUCGAUAACAUUAAAAAUAAUUCCAGCCGUCAAAGAAGAAGAUCGUCUAAAAGACAGCAAGGUGUUUAUGAGGGCGCUUUUCUGCUAUAAUCCUAAAGAAGACAGAGCUAUUCCUUGCCAGGAGGCUGGGCUGCCAUUUAAGAGACGACACAUCCUAGAAGUUGUAAGCCAAGAUGAUCCGACAUGGUGGCAAGCAAAGCGUGUUGGAGAUACGAACCUCAGAGCAGGCUUGAUCCCCUCAAAACAGUUCCAAGAAAGACGAUUGACAUACAGAAGAACAGUAGGCACUCUGCAGAAUCCCAGAACUGUGAAGAAACCGUUAUAUGAUCAGCCUUCUGAUAAAGAAGACUGUGACUGUGAAGGAUAUUUCAACGGACAGUACAUAGCUGGCUUACGUAGGAGCUUUAGACUAAGUCGUAAAGAAAAGGAUAACAAUUUGAGUGAAGGAAAGCAAGUGGAGCAGGCAGAUGCAGCAGAGUUCCUAACGUACGAAGAAGUCACAAAAUACCAGCAGCAGCCUGGUGAACAGCAGAGGCUGGUGGUUUUAAUUGGUUGUUUGGGGGCCAAAUUAAGUGAGCUCAAGCAGAAGGUUGUGUCAGAGAACCCACAGGAGUAUGGCGUUGCAGUUCCACAUACUACCAGGUCAAAGAAAAGUCAUGAGAAAGAGGGAGUAGAAUACAAUUUUGUCUCUAAGCAGUCAUUUGAGACAGAUGUGCAGCAAAAUAAAUUUGUGGAACAUGGAGAAUACAAAGAAAAUCUGUAUGGUACCAGUCUUGAGGCAAUCCGGUCUGUGAUGGCCAAAAAGAAGGUUUGUUUGGUGGAUGUGGUACCUGAAGCAGUAAAGCACUUAAGGACUCCUGAGUUCAAGCCUUAUGUUAUCUUUGUGAAGCCUCUCAUUCCAGAAAAGAAAAAACACGUCCUAAAAUCUCCCACGUCAGAAGAAAUCUCAGCCCCCCUUGAUGAAGAACAGCAGGAAAUUAUUAAUUCAGCAGCAUUCAUUGAAGAGCAGUAUGGCCAUUUAAUUGACACUGUACUGGUGAAAGAAGAUCUCCAAAGUGCAUGUAAUCAGCUGAAAACUGUAUUAGAGAAACUAAACAAGGAUUCAUUUUGGGUGCCAGUCAGCUGGGUUAGGUCAUAGCUUCUUACCAUCUGUUUAACAGAAAGAUUGUAUAAAAAUGUCUUGUAAAUAUAUAGAUUAGAAAAGGGAAAUAUGUCAAAAUCACUUCAGAACUGCUGGUCUGUCUAGAAGGUGAUUCAUAAAGACUGUAUGAGAAAAACUAAACAAAGUCAGAAGCUGA